Messenger RNA from Cloeon dipterum, 3666 nucleotides. Its product is annotated as transmembrane protein 245. The transcript has 16 exons. Bases 320 to 3028 code for a protein of 902 amino acids. The record is from RefSeq and is a predicted model, not a curated record. NCBI's taxonomy places the organism in Eukaryota, Metazoa, Arthropoda, Insecta, Ephemeroptera, Baetidae.
GCCCCCCAUUUAAAUUUUCAUGUCAACAAAAGGGUGUGGAAGUCGAUAGUCAAAGAAUCAUCUUCUCAUUCAUUAUUCCCGAAGUAUUAGUGCUGACUUUGAUUGAUAGGAACAAUAUUAUGUACUUCUCAAAACUAUCGUCGCAUUAAAAAAAGUUGUGGACCGAACGCAAUAGCAGAUACAUACAUACGCUAACAUUGACGUAACGGCCAGGAGGAACAUGACCCGCUCUACCCGAUUAAAUUUUAUGCCUUUCUAAAGUGAAGUGCAAGUUAAGCCUGCCCCUCGGGAGAGGAGGAAGUCCUCAACUUCCCUAAAGAUGGCAGCUACUCCACAAAACGACUACAUCAAGUCGCCGUUUGAGCAUGUCUUCAACUACCUGAUACCGCAGGGUCACGAAAAGGCCCUUCGACAUGCACUCUACAAUGCCUUGGCACUCUUUCUCCUCAUGGUCUGCACCUGUGUCGGCUAUGCUGUCUGCUUCAUCAUGGAGCCUUUUAUGAAACCCUUGCUCUGGGCGCUCCUGUGCGGAUCUGCCCUCCAUCCUUUCAAGCAAUCGCUCGUGAUUUACUUGAAGUCCUGGUUCUCCAGCCUUAAGGGGAACUCUACUCCGUUCAUCGUAGGUCUGGCUGUUACUCCGUUCCGUGUGGUGAACUCCUUCUCCAAUCUAAUUGGAAACCUCAUCUACAAGCACCUGACGGCAUUGCUGGCCGUGGUGGGCACGGUUUUUAUAGCAACCCUGGCGUACCACUACAUGCCGCGUUUCGUAAUCAUCAUUGCCAAGGUCUGCGGCUCCUUCACCCUGGCCAUCAUCAACUGGUCCGUGUCCCACCUUAGCUUUUGGCUGAUCACUUGCGUUGCUGCUGGGUAUGUGGUCCUGCUGUGCCAGAGCAAAAGCGAAUCUUCCCAGCGGAAAUUGUCUGUGAUGUCUUGCAUUUUAUGGCUGGCCACUGUGUGCUGGGCGUUCACCGCUCUGUUCAACUCCAGCAUCGAGAGCAAAGCUUGGAACGUAGCGAUUUUCUCCUUUGCCUCACUACUGCUCGCUGUGGGCUUAGGCAUGGAGGUCUGGGAAACGCACAUUCAACGAAAGCUGAAGGGUAGUGAAGCCUCUUUGCUGGAAACGAUAAAACUAGUCUUCCUACAGGAAGCAAUCCCAGAGCUGUUGCAGAAUGAUAUUAAAGAGGAUGAUGAUGAUGCUGAUUCUGAAGACGCGCAGCUGGAAGAAACGCCUCAAAGACCAGAGGUUGCAGCUGUAGAUGUGAAAUCGCCAAUUGGAGCUGCGACAGACUCUAUUUGUUCUCCAGACACAACCGACCACCGUGGUCUUGGAGGCAAAAGACUUGCGUUCAGGAACAUUAGGCCAAUGUCUUUGAUGUCCAGCAGAUCGGGGCACAUCACAUAUUUUACCAGCACGCCAUUCAGGCCUCGACAUAGGAUUCCAGAAAGUUUCUUGGUUGCUUCUAUAGCACCUCCAGAAGGCUUGAAUAGCAACCACUGCUUGAUGGCUGUCGGUUGGGCUUGCCUCGCCAUGUUUUUGUACAAAAACACAUGGCUGCUUGGAGUUGUGCCACUGCCUCUGGUAUUCUACUGCAUCAGCAAAGGCUUGUCAUAUUUUGGCGUGAAGCAGUUCAUCUAUGCCAAAUCUUCAGAUAUAUGGUUAUUAGUGGUUGACUGGUGCAAAGAGCGAGAAACUUCACUCUUUCCACCGCCUAUCAGAGGAGUCAUAAAGAUAAUUGGACGGGCUCACAACUGGGGUGCAUCUUUUGUAGAAAAUUCCAUUGACAUGGCUGCAAGUGUCGUUGUCAUAUUUGGACUCAUCAUUCUCUCCCUCAUGCUCACUAUCUUCAUCUUAAUCCAGAUUUACGGUGAAGGAGUGCACAUUGUUCAGACCGCAGCUCAAUUUGCAAACACCACCAUUGUCAACAAUCCUGAGCUGCUGCAAAUGCUGCCAGAAGGCAUUGGCGAUGGGAUUAAGCAAAUGCUGGACAAUGCAUAUCAGUAUGGACGAGAGGGGAUAUCAAACAUGGUCAGAUACAUGAUUGGUAAUCAAAUGGACACGACAAAAGCGUCUCAGCUUGAACACCAGGUGUUGGAGCUGUGGGAUCGCCUUUACCAGGUGUGGGUUAUCAGCGCAGCUUCAAACGAUAACAAUGUGCACGGACCAGUCGUCACGAGCGAUGCAGUUUUCUCCAGCUGGGACUCUCUUGUCAGCAGACUGACCACCACUCCAGAACUUCUUGAUUUUGGAGCCAUGACAGGUUGGUUGAAGGCCAACAUGGGCACCCUGACCUCGGUGAUGGCGUCAGUGUGGACGCUUUUACAGGACAAUCUAAGCCUCUUCUUUGGUUCUCUCACCACGCUGCUUUCAAUUGUCCUUGGAGGCGGGACUGCAGUACUUAACUUUCUUCUAAGCCUCGUUGUCUUCUUCACUGCCCUGUUUUAUUUGCUCAACUCGAGCGGCUCUUUGUACAAGCCGGUGGAGCUCAUCACCAACUUUAGCCCAACAAACGGCAAGCGCUUUGGUGAAGCCUUGGAGGCGUCCAUAAACGGAGUUUUUAGAGCCUCUUUCAAAAUGGCUGUGUUCUAUGGGUCUUGGACGUGGCUCAUCCACAAUUUGUUCCACGUCAAAAUUGUGUACCUUCCUUCAGUUUUGGCCGCAAUGCUUGGUGCUGUGCCCUUCCUAGGCACAUAUUGGGCUAGUUUGCCUGCCACCUUGGAACUUUGGCUUGCGCAAGACAGGGGGUUUGAAGCUUUACUCCUCUUAGUGUGCCAUUUGUUGCCAGCAUCAGUUGUCGACACCACAAUCUACUCUGAAAUCAAAGGAGGAGGACAUCCCUACUUGACGGGCCUUGCCGUUGCUGGAGGAAUACUUUGCUUGGGAGUGGAGGGUGCAAUAAUUGGGCCUCUUCUACUCUGCAGCCUUUUCGUUGCUGUGAACCUGUCAGGCACUUUAAUCAAAGAGAAAUCAGAGCCAACCGUCGACGAACGAACUAUCCAGGCUCUCUCCCACAGAUCAAUCCGCAGAUAACAAACAAUGAUUUUCUAACACCUCAAUUCUAUGACUCUCAUCAAGAGAGCAUUAAUGUCGAUUGAUAAAUUGAUUGUAUAUUGAGACUCGCGUUCUUUGCUAGUGCUCUGAAGCUUGAAUAUAAUCAAAUUAUUUGAUGGCAUUUAAAGUAAUCAUGGCAAACAUAAUUAUGAGAGCGUUUUUUAACUAAACUUUGGUUACCACCAUUAAUUUUUGUAUUAAUGUAUCUUUAUAAUAUUUAUAAAUAAUUGAGUAUUUUGUUACCGCACUGGAAUGAUCUGACCUUGGCAUUUACUAAUGCGUCUACACUUGACUGCACAUAUAUAGGCUGAUAUUCUGUAGCUUCAUGUAUACUAAAGGCUUCUUAAAUUAUUUUUGCUAAAACUUUUAAAAUUUCCUGUGAAAGAAAUAAUUUGCUUGAGUGGUACAAAUAAUGCUGUAUUAGUGAUUGCAUUGUAACUUUAAAGCUCACUGUGGCAGCUGGUAUUUCAUUUUUGCUAUCCAGCUUGUUUGUUUUCUUAAACUAAUGAACUAAUGUCAAACUGAUAUUGAAGCAAUUCUAUAAAACACUCAAAGUUUUGAGACCAGCACUUUGAUUUAUAACAAUUAUUACAAAUAAAAGUCAUCAUAUUAUGCUA